Messenger RNA from Callorhinchus milii (elephant shark), 4326 nucleotides. RefSeq names its product DEP domain-containing protein 1A. NCBI's taxonomy places the organism in Eukaryota, Metazoa, Chordata, Chondrichthyes, Chimaeriformes, Callorhinchidae. Gene Ontology annotation, biological process: intracellular signal transduction. The record is from RefSeq and is a predicted model, not a curated record. The transcript has 12 exons. Bases 39 to 2714 code for a protein of 891 amino acids.
UGACAGUUGGCGACGGUUGGGCGCUCGCUCGCUCGGCCAUGGACGCCCGAGUCACGGCGCCGGGACCGUACCGGGCCACCAAACUGUGGAAUGAAAUGACUAAGCUUUUCAGGGCAGGAAUGCCUCUGAGGAAACAUAGACUGCACUUUAAAAGGUAUGGCAGCUGCUUCACUGCAUCCGAGGCAGUGGACUGGCUCCAUGAACUCCUAAGAAGCAACAGUAAUUUUGGACCAGAUGUGACACGACAACAGACUCUACAGCUAUUAAGGAAAUUCCUGAAGAACCAUGUAAUUGAGGAUAUAAAAGGCAGAUGGGGUUCAGAGAACGUGGAGGAUAACAGUCAGUUAUACAGAUUUCCCACUACAUCGCCGCUGAAAAUCAUUCCCAGCCAUCCUCCAUUCUAUAGAAAAAAUGCUACGCAAACUUACCCCAAGGACAAAGAUGGCUUUUUAAAAUUUUCUCGGAGAACACCAAAGAAAUAUGAAAGCCCACAGGUAUGUGAGGAAGAAUCAUGUAAGGAGAUGUCAGACUUAACUCCAGAAGGACAGUUACUUUACAUCCGAGAAGUUACACAGAGUGACCGAGAGGAAGCUUGGAGAGAGAUUGCAAUCAUUCACCUACAGAAAAUCUUGGGCCCGGCGUCAUUAGAGGAGGUUUUGGAUUUUUCGCAAGUCCUUCCGCAACACAUCACGUAUAAUGUACAAAACGUCAGCAAACAUGGGGUGGUCAUACUUCAAGAUAAAUCGGAUGACCUGCCUCAUUGGGUGUUGUCAGCCAUGAAGUGCUUGGCAAGCUGGCCAAGGAACAAUGACUCAUGCCAGCCAACCUAUCCUGGGUUUGAACGUGAUGUCUUCAAAACAGUGGCAGACUACUUUCUAACGCUCCCCGAGCCUCUGCUUACACUGCAAUACUAUGAGCUCUUUGUGAAUAUCCUAGUUUUGUGUGGCUACAUCAUGGUCUCAAAGCGACCUCAGGGAAAACGCAAAAACCUGGACGAACCCUGCUGCCCACAGCCGGCCAAAUCUCAGCACCUGAACAAUCACACCAACUUCUUCAAAUCCACAGAGUGCCUGCUCUUGAGCUUAGUUCGUAAAGACCUUUCUGAAGAAACACGACGGCUGCUGGAACCAGCGGAGGAAGAGGAGGAGGAGGAGAUGGAGUGUUCGCCCAAGCAAAGGGUGACACAAAAUCAUCGUAACCUCCAGAAAGGAUGCGCCAGGCAUUUAAACCAGCACGCUGUAGGCUGCAGGAAAACCCGUGUCAGUAAGCAGCUCUUGGGAGGGAGCUGUCAGAACCUGACUCAUUUGAAGGACUAUCAUAGUGAACUGUCUACGGUUCAGUCGAGGUACAGCUCAGUUAGCCAUAUUGCAGGACUCUCACAUGAUUGUUCCAGUGGGGAGAGAGUGGCAGAUCCCGCAGGCUGUGAGCGUAUGGAUGUGUCGGGACCUGGAGAUGACCAGCCCCACCAUCAGAACGUCCACCUGCUCACGUCCAGCAGGCUAAGAGCAGAGUCGAUGACUGAUCUUCGUUCAGAAGGUGAUGGGUCACCAAUGACCAUCUCCAGAUGUAAUUCGGCAUGGAUUCUGACGGAACACAACCACGAACCCUGCCGCGCCUGUCCAGAUUCCGGCUUGUUCAAUGGUCAGUUAACCAAGGCCAACACCCAAAAGGCUGACGUUGAUGGCCAGCGCUACCCAGGAUUGCAGUCCCAAAGACUGCAGCGUUAUUCCAAAGUGAACUCCAGCGGUUUAAAUAAAGCCGCUAACUCCAAACUGACCAGCGCUACUGGGAGCUUCUCUAGUAUUAAUGCUCCAGUUGCCAGAAACUCCAUGAAACCGUUUUGUUCAUCUGAAAUAGGUCUGAGAAGGCCGAGUGCUUUCUGUUUGGCUACCUCAGCACACAACAAGUGCUUUGCUUCUGAAGGCACCAAUGCAUCUCAGGAAAACAAAAGUGCUGUGGGUGGUUCUGAAAACCGUGCUCAUGCAACCGCUUACCUUUCAACAGGUGUAGGAAGCUUUAAUGGCACAAGUUUGCUUCAGCCUCACCUGGAGAAGGUUGCCAUCGAAGCCCUGCAGUUGUGCUGCCUCUUCCUGCCACCACACUAUCGCAGAAAACUGCAGCUGCUCCUGCGCAUGAUGGCUCGCAUCAGCCAGAACGUCGACAUGCCUCCACUCCACAGCACCGUGGGAACCAGAACCUUGAUGAUUCAAACAUUUUCCCGCUGUAUCUUGCGUUGUGAGAGGGAAGUUGACCUGGAUGAGCUGCUGGCCACCAGGCUAGUGUCCUUCCUCCUAGACCACCAUCAGGACAUCCUCGUGGUCCCGCUCUACCUCAGCAAUGCUGUGAGGGACCACAUCAGCCACCUCCAAAAAGCUCAGAUUAAAUAUCCUUGCACAAGUGACAUUGGCUCCGGGCCAACGUACACAUUCUGCCAACAAAUCAGCGUGAAGGAGUUUGAGGAGCAAAAGGUUUCUGCCUCCCAGGUGGCGAUAAGCGAGCUGCUGGAAAACAUUCUCAAAGACCAGCGCCUGCCAGUCAAGGACAAGAGGAAAAAGCUUAAACAAUUCCAAAAGGAAUACCCUGACAUCUACCAGCAGCGCUUCCCUGUGACUGACAGCGAGGCCGCAAUCUUCCAGGGCAAACCUAAGAUCAAGCCUGCCAUGUUGCUCACAAUGAAACGACCGCUCCAAAGCCUGCAGAACCUGAGGAGCUGAGGGAGCUCAGUGUCUCUGAAUGUUCACACCAAUUGCACACGUUCUCCCAACUGAAUGAAGUGAAGCGUUCAGACAAGUUUCUUUUCCAGCUGUUACUGUAGAGGUUGAGUUUACAUUAGACUGCUUGCUAAAUACAAUGGUGCUUAAAAGUCUCAGUACAUUUACUUAGCCCGCACAAGAAAAUAGUUCUCAUGCUGGGGAAAACGGUUAAGCUGCAAUAAAAUUACCUGACCUAGAAACUGGACCCUUGUGAAACUCCGCGUGUUGGAUAGUGUGAGCCUCUGGUUAAUACUCUUUGUGUAGAAAAGGCUAAAUAUGUCAUAUCUGAAGUGUGUAAAUAGGAACAGGAGCAAGUAGGUCAUUCAGCCACUUGAGCCUGUUCCACCAUCCUAUAAGAUCAUUAGCUGAUCUGUACCUCAAUUCCCCACCCUUGAGUUGGGGUAUCCCUUGAUAGUCCGACCUAACAAAUCCAAAACAGUCUUGAAAAUUUGAAUGGAUCCAGCAUCCACUAUUUUUAGGGGAGAGAGUUUCAGAUUCCCCACUACCCUUUGUAUGCAAAACUGCCUCCUGAUUUUACUCCUAAAUGGCCGAGCUCUAAUUUUAAGUCGGUGCCCCCUUGUUCUGGAUUUUCCCCACCAGAGGAAACGCAGAUGCCAUUUAUGAUCUUCUAAAUAUUCCUUUUCUCAAAACUAGUUUCCUUAUAUUUUGGUUAACCUUAUUAUGAUUGGAGGAUGGUGGGAGGAAUUUCCUUUAAUACUUGUCAGCUGUGACAAGUGAGUUGAAGGUUCCACAUGAGAAGCCUCCACACUGUGUGUGUGUGUGUGUGUGUGUGUGUGUUUCUAUAUUCUUUACAUGGGUGUCUGUGCCUAUAGUGUCCAGAUUGAAGUGGCUGUUUUGUAUGCACGGUUUGUAUAACAUGCAGAGCAAGGAGCUGAAGGCAAAUCGUCUGCUUUUAGAUGCGAAUAGCACUGUUUUAUUUGUUCAUUUGUGCUUAACUCUGUCAGAGCUGGACCUUGCUCGACAACAAUGCACACAAUCUGUUAUUCGAUUGUGUGAAUUCUUGUAUUAUUUAUACUCUCUAGUUAUUCUGUGUCUCACAGAAUAUCUUUAUCACUAACACAGUACUGUAUAUUCUUAGAUUAAAUUAGAAUCAACAUUUAAUAGUAAUUACUAUGACAACCAUAAGGGCCAAAGAAGGGAAUGUUUCUGUGCCAGAAUUGGUUAAAAAAAUGUAAAAUUAGUGUAUUAUGUAGUGAAGUCCUUUUAAUAUGUAUUUUAAAAAAUCAGAACUUAUUGCACUUAUCUAUUUGCCUUGCACAUUAAAUCAUACAAUUAGUGUGCCUUACUCCCGGGUGGGUGAAUUAGCUUUUUUUNCACUUUAAGCUAGUAAGGGAGCACUCACUUCCUGUGGAGUUCAGAUUGUUAACGUGCCAAAGGAUUCCAGUACCCAGAGCCGCUUGAGUAAGAGUGUCGUGCCUCCACGCUUUUCAGAGGAGAAAUAAUUGUUGUUGCCUCCAUUCUGCUGGCUUUCAAUUAAGUACUCAAACCAACUGUAUUCACCUGUGUGAACUCCAUACCGUGUAUAAAAUAAAUAUGUUUUGUUUCGCCUCUU